AUGGCGCUGGCGGCCUUCAUCAAUAGCCCCACGGGGCCGAUGACGACGCACUUCUGGGGGCCCAUCGCCAACUGGGGAUUGGCGGCCUCCGGCAUGUAUGAUGCAGCUUUGAAAGGUCCGGAGAUCAUCAACGAGCGCAUGUCCGCAACGCAGAUCCUCUACAGCGGGCUCUUCGUUCGCUUUGCGUGGGCGGUGCAACCCCGGAACUACAUCCUGGCAUCUUGUCAUACGGCCAACGUCCUGGCACAGGGCAAUCAGCUGCGACGGUGGGCUGAGUACAAGAUUCAGACAGAGCCCGAGACAGGCCCAAGCACGGUGCGCAACGCGAGCCUCCUGGCGGCGGGGGCAGCCGCAGGCAUAGCUGCCAUGCUCGUCGCUAGCACGCCUGUCCAAAACAGCCUCAAGGGGUGCCUUGGCCCCUCCGCAGUCUUAGUUGGCAGCUCUUGCAGCGGCCAGCGAUGUUUUUCUUGUUUUGGAAAGCAGUGGGGACUCCAUACAGCUAAAAACUCAAACUCACGCGUGUGA
Symbiodinium sp. CCMP2592 is the source of this 525-nucleotide messenger RNA. Lineage: Eukaryota; Dinophyceae; Suessiales; Symbiodiniaceae. The record is from the annotation of a GenBank genome assembly.